AUGAAGUCGAUAUGCCUACUCCUUGCACUUCUACCCGCCUUGGUUCUCGCUCAAGACCCUGGCUAUUCGUGCGACCCCUCAACUUGCAGACUACCGACGUGUCAAUGCGCAAGUACUAGCCCUCCAGGUGGUCUGAGUCCCGUAGGUCUUGUCCCGUCUCCGGCUUCUUCUUUGAUCGCUGUGAGGACUAUUGGUAGCGGGGUCAGCUGGAUUCGCUCGAUCAUCGGACCCAUAUUCCUUGACCGCAUUCUUCUCGUUCUCAGCGAAACACCUCAGUUCAUCGUCUUCACGGCUGAUGAUGCCAUUCAAUCAUACACACUCGAUGCAGUCAAUCAAUUCCUCGCCCAUCGGCGCAACCCUAAUGGAUGUGCCCCCAAGAUGACCUACUUCACAUCGCUCGGUUUCACCAAUUAUACUUUAGUGACCGACUGGUAUGCUGCUGGCAAUGAGAUUGCGGACCACACGAUGACUCAUGUGGGAUCACCUUCGGUUGAAGAGAUCAAUGGAAAUCUCAUCACGCUCAACGCCCUCGGAGGCGUCCCCUUGAGCGCCAUCAAAGGAUUCCGCGCGCCCUACCUGGACUUUACGCCCGAAACGCUCAGGAUAUUGCAAGAUUCGGGAUUUCUUUACGAUUCGAGCGCAAGCACGACCACACCUGUGACAGAUCCCAACACUGAUGCAUAUUGGCCAUACACCCUCGAUAACGGACUGGCGAACAAUUGUAUGACGACUCCUGGUGUAUGCAAUGGACAGCCGAAGCUACCUGGGUUGUGGGAGAUCCCGAUGUAUGCGUUUUUCGAUGACCGAGGCGUUAGAGGUCCCCACUUGAUGGAUCCAUGGCUUGAUCGAGCAAAUGGAAACAACGCCCCAGAUGAUGCGGCCACGCUUCGUUUCAUGCAGCGGACGUUCACUGAUCAUUACAGCGGCAACAAGCAGCCUAUCGGGUUGUACACACAUCCCAUCCAUGUAUCACUUUCGUACCCCGGUGUGACUGUCAGUCGUAGCACGAUUGAUAUGAUCAACAGGUUCCUCGACUGGGCGCAAGAGGAACAUGAUAAUGUAUGGAUUGUGUCGAAUGAGCAACUGCUGGAUUGGGUCCGCAACCCUGUCCCGGCUUCUCAAGUUGGAUCGCUUCCUUCAUUCCAAUGUGAACCGGUUCGGCCUCAGCGAUCGCAGCAAAUCUGCAACGGCAUCCCAGGAAAUCAAGAUGGAUUGUUGGCUAGAUGUGGAUUCAGCGAGUUCCCCUUCUUCACCUGCUAUGGAUGUCCAUCUACUCUGCCCACGCCGAUGAACCCCAACCCCGCUCAAGCUGCCGGUCAACCCGUCCGAUAUCGCGUUCCCGCGAACUGCUCAACUACCUUCUGGGACCCAAUUGAAGGACGGUGCACGUGCACCUCGGGCGACUGCGCCUUCUCUGACGUUGAGCGUAACAUUGGCCCUGAUGGAACACCGUACGUCGGAGGUGGUACUGGCGGAGGUCCUAUGUUUGGGCCCCGUUUGCCUUCUGGGACCGGACUCUACGACGAGCCUGCCAUGCCGACGGACGACACCAUCUCCUCUGCCAAUCUUGUCACACCCUCGCUCCUUUCGACUUCGAUUUUCUUGACCUCGAUGUUCUCAGCAUUGGCCUACGUUUGGUGA
Messenger RNA from Coprinopsis cinerea okayama7#130, 1641 nucleotides. RefSeq lists its product as hypothetical. Bases 1 to 1641 code for a protein of 546 amino acids. The record is from RefSeq and is a predicted model, not a curated record. NCBI's taxonomy places the organism in Eukaryota, Fungi, Basidiomycota, Agaricomycetes, Agaricales, Psathyrellaceae. The transcript has 10 exons. Gene Ontology annotation, biological process: carbohydrate metabolic process.